Molecule: messenger RNA, 1828 nt
Organism: Fusarium redolens
Lineage: Eukaryota; Fungi; Ascomycota; Sordariomycetes; Hypocreales; Nectriaceae
Product: general substrate transporter
Exons: 7
Coding region: 177-1766 (529 amino acids)
Biological process (GO): carbohydrate transport; transmembrane transport
Cellular component (GO): membrane
Molecular function (GO): carbohydrate:proton symporter activity
Source: RefSeq, a predicted model, not a curated record
GUGUCUUUAUCAACUUAAACCUAUAAGUAUCCAAGAGUGACUUGUUCCCAAAGUUAUGCUUAGGGAGAUCAGCCCAGGCUGUUAAGUACCGAAGCUUUUUGUCAAUUGGAAAUAUCUUCAAGCAAUCUUCAAGACGCAUCCUAUUCAGUCUACCUGCUAGAAGCAAUAAUUGCAUCAUGGACAAAGCAAAGGACGAUGCCAACUUGCAACAAGUUGAGAAGACGGACAUGGGGAAUCUAAUCGAGACAUAUGCCAAUAUCAUGGCGGAACACAAGCCAGACCCUCGAGGCCCAGGUUACAUCAAGUUGUAUAGCCUCGCUGCACUUAUCUUCCUGUGCUCGACCAUGAACGGUUUCGAUAGCUCUCUCAUGGGCUCUAUCAACGCCCUUCCGAACUACACCUCAUACUUUGGUCUCCCCGAGAACGGCAAUGCCAGUACCGGCAUAGUGUUUGCGAUCUUUCAAGUUGGUCAAAUGUCAGGAGCUCUCUUCAUCUGGAUGACGGACUGGUAUGGGCGAACGUGGCACAUGUUCUUUGGCUGUCUUGGCGUGUGCAUUGCUACUAUAGUGACCUCCUUGGCGCCCAAUCUGUCUACCUUUAUCGCCGGACGGUUUCUCCUGUCCUUUUUCGCUACAUGCGCCCAUACCGCCGCUCCCCUAUAUCUUGUCGAGAUUGCUCCGCCGGCCUACCGAGGAACGAUAGCGGGAAUGUACAACACUUUCUACAACGUCGGCUCUGUCUUUGCUACUUCCGCAGUAUAUGCCUGCCACAAAUACCUAGCUCACCACGGUAAUCUGGACUGGAAGAUUCCCUUGUGGCUUCAGAUGGUAUGCCCAGGCAUUGUCUGCAUAUUCGUCAAGCUUUUUCCUGAGUCCCCUCGAUGGCUGGUCGCCAAGGAUCGUCACGCAGAGGCCAAGGACGUCCUUUCCAAGUACCAUGCGAAUGGUGAUGCGAGCCAUCCACUCGUUGACCUUCAGAUGAGGGAGAUGAUUGCCAAUAUCAAUACCGAACAGAUAGCCUCGUGGAAAGAUCUGUUCGACCUACAGGUCCUUGUGGAAUCCCGCUCCAGCCGGUACAGACUGAUGCUCAACAUCGCUUUCUCUUGGUUCGGUCAGUUCAGCGGUAACAACAUUGUAUCCUACUACUUGCCAAUCAUGCUCAACGGCAUCGGCAUCACAAACACUGACACCAAAUUGAUCCUCAACAUCGUCUAUGCCUUCGUCGGCUGGAUUUCGUCCAUCAUCGGUUCCCGUCUGCACGAUAUUGUCGGCCGCCGAAAGAUGCUCAUGACGACCACUGCUGGUAUGGCUGCAUGUCUCGCUAUUGUUGCUGGUUGUGCGGCCGGAUACACAGAUCAUGGCAACAAGACGGCCUCUACCGUCAGUAUUGUCUUCAUCUUCAUGUUUGGCGCCAUCUUUGCCUGUGGUUUCACUCCAAUGCAACCAAUAUAUCCUGCUGAGGUUGUGAGCAAUAAGAUGCGAGCUAAGAGCAUGGGAACUUUCAAGUUGACGGCAGGAGCAGCCGGAUUUCUCAACACCUUUGUUGGUCCAAUAGCUCUAUCCAAUAUUGGCUACUGGUUCUAUGUAUUCUUUGUGUUCUGGGACGCCUUUGAACUGGGCUUUAUUUAUUUCCUGUUUGUUGAGACCAAGGGAUCAACGUUGGAAGAACUUGAUAUAACCUUUGAAGCUAAGAACCCCAGGAAAGCUAGUGUUGAAGCUGCAAACGCGAGAAAUCGUAUGAUUCGGAAUAGAUCAAGCGCGGCCUAGACGAUCAACAAAGAAUCUAGAGACAUGCUACUUCGUAGCUAGAGCCAAAGUGCAAAUAAAUC